Papilio polytes (common Mormon) is the source of this 2009-nucleotide messenger RNA. RefSeq names its product protein enabled (gene ena). Lineage: Eukaryota; Metazoa; Arthropoda; Insecta; Lepidoptera; Papilionidae. Bases 31 to 1680 code for a protein of 549 amino acids. The transcript has 10 exons. The record is from RefSeq and is a predicted model, not a curated record.
UUAAAUAGUGUAUGUGAUUGUGCAGUUAAAAUGCGUCGUGUAAAAAUGAAUUUGGAUCCCGAUCUGGGUGAUCUCGAAGAGAUGUUAGCGCACGUACAAAAUCAAUUGGAACACGAAAUAGAUUUGGAAAAGGAAUCGAAAAUACCAUCAGUUGUUAACGUACAAGAAUCACCAAAACCUAUAAAGAAAAAUACAAUGAAAUCCGAUACGUUUGUGUAUCGUCGUCAAGCACCACGACCGCCAUUAACAAGGAUGAACAGCGAUAUAAAUGGUAACGAAUCACCAAGCGAAGAGAGAAAACAUUACGAGAAUUUACGUGGGUCACAGAGCAGUUUGAAAUCAGAUGAUGCAGUAUCCCAAAUCUCGUUUCAGUCGUUCCGUUCGGAGCCAGUACAGAGACUGUCUUUGUUCAACAUGUCUGAUAAAAGAGUGUCCUCAUCUUCAUUGAAUGGUAAAGGAAGAACGGCUACUCUACCACGUGGAUACGGUUCUACCAAAGACAAGAAUUGGGAGGACUAUUGGGCUUUCGAGCAAUCAAUAAGCAGUGCGCGGGCGUCAGUGAUGGUGUACGAUGACCACGCGAAACGCUGGAUCCCAUCCGGCUCCAGCUCCGGCCUCUCCAAGGUCCACAUCUAUCAUCACACGCAGCACAACACCUUCCGUGUCGUCGGCAGGAAACUGAAUGAUCAUGAGGUGGUAAUAAACUGCGGCAUAGUCCGCGGUCUCAAGUACAAUCAGGCGACAGCCACCUUCCAUCAAUGGAGGGACGCGCGACAAGUGUAUGGCCUCAACUUUUCCUGUCGCGAAGAUGCUGAUAGCUUCGCGAGGGCAAUGAUGCACACACUUGAGAUCCUCGCGAACAAAGUGACGAACAACUCGGCCCCGCCCCCAGCGCCGCCGAACCCGCCCGCGUACAACGGACACGCGCACUACGACGAGGAUAUGGGGUACAGAACAAUGACACGAGAGGAUGCGGCAAUGCUGCAACAACCGCAGUACCACGCGCCGCAUGUACAACACAACCCACCACAAGUCCACCAACCAAUGCAACAGUAUCACCAACCGAGCCAAUAUCAUGCACCACAUCAACAUCAUCAGGUAAGAUCCUUUCCCAGACGAAUUGUAUACCUCCUCUAUAAUUGUUGUUCAGGUUGCAAAACAAUCGACAAUCGCAGAAUAGUUCAAGCGGCCCCCGCAGACUCGUCGCCGCCGGGGGGCGCGGAGCACUCGGGCUCCUCCUCCUCGUCAGGGUCUGGGCGCGCGGCCGGCACGCUGCACUGCAUGAUGCACGAGAUGGCGCGCACGCUGGCCCGUCGCCGCGCGCAUCUCGAUAAAGCUGAGGAGUCGUCUGCGGACAACUCGGCGACAUCAACUCCGCUAAAGACAUGGGAGCGCUCCGCCACGCUGCCGCACAGGCUGCCCGCCGCCUGCAAUGGCAACACUCCGAAUUCUGAAUCCCCGCAACAGCCGCCGCAGUCUCCGCGCUCCGUUCGUAAGCGCUUCGGUUCCGCCAGCGAGGAAACUAUACUCAAGCAGGUAAACGGCGGCGAGGGCGGCUGCGUGUCUGCAGCGGAGUGGGACGCCUUCAAGCAGGACGUGCUGCGCGAGAUGCGCACGCAGCUCAACCAGAUCAAGAAGGAGAUACUAGAUGCAAUGAAGGCGGAAUUCGCGCGCAGGUAAAGGCGGGGCGCGCGCAGAGUGAAACUAGUCUGCCGGACAGCGGUGAACAUUUAUUUUGUUAGAAUUACGAAAAACGGACAAAUCUUUUGUUUUAUUAUUACAUUUUUUGUAUUUGAUAUAUGUCAACUGUCACUUUGACAGUUGUCGACUCUGUCGUUUAUACUCUAUGAUUUGUAUUGACUUUUUAAGAAUGAAAGUAAAAAUUGUUAUGCCAUAAGGAAAUUGGCUGUAAAUUAAGAAAUCAGAAAUAUUAAGCUGAUUUAAAAAUAUGAUUUGUAAUACAAUUUAUUUUGGAAAUGUUUUUAAUUUCAAAAAAAUAUUGAUUACGA